CUUAUUGAGAUUGAGAACUUGUGACACACUAAAAUGUCUAAAAAACUACAGUUGAGCCACCAUGGACAUGGUGGAAAUGAUGAAGACUACGAUAUACCCGCUACCAAACAUUUCCACCAUGGAGAUGACGAAAGUGUAUUAUGAAGAGAAUGCUGGCACAAAUGAAAUCGUCGAGGCUCCCAUAAAAAAGUCAAGAGCGCAAGAUACAUCUAAUGCUUCAAGCGACAUCAUACGCAUGAUUGACACGUACGACCGGCCAGCAGGUGCCAAUGCAGAAGGCGGUUAUGCUAAACAAGGCUUUUAUGCGUCAGGUUUUGAAAACAAAUCAGGAAAGAGGAUUCCCAAGGCUGGAUACCUUGCAGAAGCAGGAGUUGGAAGAGCUUGUGCUGAAUACAGUGUAUUUGAGGCUGUAGCCAAAGGUCCAAAUGCCUCAGUUGGUGCUGAAGCCAGUACAGUGGGAGUCGGAGCAAUGGCUCCAGCUGAAAUUGCCAGUGCAUCAGCUAAAGCCGGUCCAGUUGGGGUGAAAGUGGGACUUGGAUUUGACACGGGUGCAUCUGCUGGUGUGGAUGGGGUGGAGGUCAAAUUCCUGGGAACUGGAGUCACAAUUGGUCCAAAAACCAGUAUAUCUGUUCUGGGUUCAGAAGCUUCAUGUUCAGUCAUGUAG
This is a messenger RNA of Sinocyclocheilus grahami, 664 nucleotides long. RefSeq lists its product as uncharacterized. Bases 62 to 664 code for a protein of 200 amino acids. The record is from RefSeq and is a predicted model, not a curated record. The transcript is spliced from 3 exons. Lineage: Eukaryota; Metazoa; Chordata; Actinopteri; Cypriniformes; Cyprinidae.